Sordaria macrospora k-hell is the source of this 711-nucleotide messenger RNA. RefSeq lists its product as uncharacterized. The record is from RefSeq and is a predicted model, not a curated record. NCBI's taxonomy places the organism in Eukaryota, Fungi, Ascomycota, Sordariomycetes, Sordariales, Sordariaceae.
AUGGCUCUUGUUGGGAUUGCCAGUGCUAUCGAGCAGAGUCGUGGUUGGACGUACGUAGCCGGAACUUGGAAGGAGUUCUGGCCCCUGGAUUUGCUAUGGUGUUUUACCACGGCCGAGGAGAGUCGGGUGGUCUCCGGGUUACAAGCACCCUCUUGGUCGUGGGCUGCUAAAGAAGGGAGGAAAUCUUUCUUGAUUAGUGUCAUGUUCAAUUGGCACUCGUUCAAGGAUAGUACGGUCACGUACAUGUCGGAGGUCGUGGACUAUUUCUGUCCUUCGACAUUGUCCAGGCACUGCAGUGGUGGCAACCUCACAGAAAAAGGGGGAUCGGGAAUGACCAUCACCUUGAAAGGUCCAGUCAGAAAAGGCAUUGUGGGCAAUGACUUGGGAAAGUUUCGGCCUCCAUGGGAGCGUCGAGUUCAGCUGGACGACAGGUACGGUUUAGCGGACUUGGUCAAGGUGAGAUGGGAUGAAGUUCCAGAAGAGGGCGAGCCUAUGAUUCUUCUGCUGGUGGUGACAUGGGAGGAGUAUGAGCUGUCUUUCCAGCAUGUUGGACUGGUUUUGAUGCCUGAGCCUAAUCAGCCUGUUACGGACGGGACGUCUGGCAUGUUUUACAGACGAGUGAGCGCCUGGAUUGCUCACCGAGCUGAAACAAAUCCGCAAUCUGUUUUCUUCGACGGCACCGAGGCCGACGAGAUUGUGCGGAUAUGUUGA